Closterium sp. NIES-67 is the source of this 4602-nucleotide messenger RNA. Lineage: Eukaryota; Viridiplantae; Streptophyta; Zygnematophyceae; Desmidiales; Closteriaceae. The record is from the annotation of a GenBank genome assembly.
GGUUGUGGGGAGGGGUGUGGGGGUCGAUACCGCCAUUCCCUUACACACCCCCCCUGUGGCCGUGCAGGUACAUGCACACGAGGAGCUGGGAGGAAUGCUGCCGUUGCUCUGCACACGGGAAGCUGGGAGGAAUGCUGCCGUUGCUCUGCACACGGGAAGCUGGGAGGAAUGCUGCCGUUGCUCUGCACACGGGAAGCUGGGAGGAAUGCUGCCGUUGCUCUGCACACGGGAAGCUGGGAGGAAUGCUGCCGUUGCUCUGCACACGAGGAGCUGGGAGGAAUGCUGCCGUUGCUCUGCACACGAGGAGCUGGGAGGAAUGCUGCCGUUGCUCUGCACACGAGGAGCUGGGAGGAAUGCUGCCGUUGCUCUGCACACGAGGAGCUGGGAGGAAUGCUGCCAUUGCUCUGCACACGAGGAGCUGGGAGGAAUGCUGGCAUGAGGGAGAGUAUCUGGGGUGGGGUGGCCUCUCAAGGUAAGCCUCGUUUCACCAACCCCUCUUACUGCAGCAGAUGAUGUCUGUUCACUGUCCUUCCAGCUCUUGCCUGCUCUGGCUUUCUGUUUCUUCUAGUGCUAUGGCUGUUGUUAGUCCUGCACUAACUGGUUUUCUCUCUGCCUCCCCUUUCUGCCCCCAGCAGGUCACUUGGCGUCAUUUGAAGACUGCAGCAGAGGAAGCUGAGCAGCUGACAGCAGCAGCAGCAGCAGUGGGGGCUGGGUGGUUAGCGGGCAGGCUAGGACUAGGGGUAUGGUACCAGGUAAGGUAUCAGGUAUGGUUGUCGUCUCACCACUCUGCUUCCUUCCUACACAAUGCGUAUCCGGAGCCUUGGAGCAUGGGCAGGAGCUACGGAGCAAGGGCAGGAGAAUCGAGCCCACCCCCUCUCCUCACCCCCUCUCACCUCCUCUCCUCUCCCUCUUCCCUUCAUCCAGCAGCAUCUCGCCUUGAGGAAAGGAAGGCGCACUCCCCACCCUCACCUUCCCCUCCCCCCUCCUUAGCAGGCUGCAGCAUCAUGUGGAAAAUGUGUGACACAGCAGCUGUUCCUCAAGUACCAACACUGGCGUAUCGUAUAAUGGAAAGUGCGUGCCGGCUCUGGUUGGGAGUCCCCUCCUACGACGCUUUCGUACGCAGGAUUUGAGUCUUGGGCCGCCCGUGCAUUUUCCACUGCCACUCCUCGCACCACAAGGCAGAGCCAUGGGGGGGGCAAAGGAGGGCGUCUGCCUUCACCAUUGUAAGUUGAGUGAGAGGGGGAGGAGAAUGGGGGGCUCAAACCCCCUGGGUAAGUAGAGUGAGCGGCAGUUGAGGGAGGCUGCAAGCACCAGUGUAAGUUGAGUGGACGGAGAUGAAUAUGGGCGCCUGAAACCCCCGGGGUGAGUUGAUUGAAGUUAGUUGAGGGGCAAUGGAGGGCGGCUGCAUCUACCACCAGUGUAAGUUGAGAGGAGGGAGAUGAGUAUGGGGGGCUGAAACCCUUAAGGAUAAGUAGAGGCGUCUGCUGACUGAUCGGCAAUGGAGGCGUCUGCAACUACCGCUGUGAGUUGAGUGAGAGUGGGAGCAGAAGGGGGGCUGAAUCCCCUGGGCCCCCCUUUCGUGUCUUGCUCUCAUAUUGCCAAGGAGUUUUCACCCCCCUCUUUGCCACUCCCUCUCCUUUCUACCUCCUCUGCCCGUACCCCUCUCCUCUGGCGGGUUGCAAUCCCCCGGGGUUUCGCCCUGGGGGUUGAGUUCAAGAGAGGGGGUUUCAGACUGUGAGGGAGGGGUCAGAACCCAAGUGAUAAGGUGAGGGAGGGGGUUUCAGACCCCAAGUUAUAAGGUGAGGCAAGGGAGGGGACGGGGUUUCAGACCCCAACUUAUAAGAUGAGGAAGGGGGUGUCAGACCCCAAGUUAUAAGGUGAAGGAGGGGGCUUCAGACCCCAAGUUAUAAGGUGAGGGAGGGGGUUUCAGACCCCAAGUUAUAAUGUGAGGCAAGGGAGGGGAAGGGGUUUCAGACCCCAACUUAUAAGAUGAGGAAGGGGGUGUCAGACCCCAAGCUAUAAGGUGAGGGAGGGGGCUUCAGACCCCAAGUUACAAGGUGAGGGAGGGGGUGUCAGACCCCAAGUUACACGGUGAGGGAGGGUGUGUCAGACCCCAGGUUAUAAGGUGAGGGAGGGGGUUUCAGACCCCAAGUUACACGGUGAGGGAGGGGGUCUCAGACCCCGUCACCGCCCAUCACCACCUGUCACCGCCCAUCACCGCCCAUCACCACCCAUUACCGCCCAUCACACCCAACCACCGUUCGCCACCACUCGUCACCGCCCGUCACCGCACGUCACCGCCCGUCACCGCACGUCACCGCCCGCCACCGCCCGCCACCACCCGUCGCUGCCCAUCACUGCCUGUUGCCACCCGUCACCAUCCGCCACUGCCCAUCACCGUCCAUCACCGUCCGUCACCGCCCGCCACUACCUGUCACCACCAGCCACCGCCCGUCACCGGCCGUCACUGCCCGACACCGCCCACCAUCCAUCACCGCCGGUCACCGCCCGCCACCACCCGCCACCGCCAGUCACCGCCCGUCACCAUCCGUCACCAGACGUCACCGCACGUCACCGCCCAUCACCACCCGUCACCGCCCGCCACCACCCGUCAUCGCCCGUCACCGCCAGCCACCGCCCGUCACCAUCCGUCACCGCCCAUCACCGCCAGCCACCGCCCAUCACCGGCCGUCACCGCCCGUCACUGCCCGUCACCACCCGCCACCGCCCUUAACCGCCCGUCCCUGCCCGCCACCACCCGCCACCGCCCGUCACCCACCCUCCACCGCCCAUCACCGCCCAUCACCCGCCCUCCACCGCCCAUCACCGCCUGUCACCGCCCACCACCUCUCAACGCCCCCUGCCCGUCACCACCCGUCACCACCUGCCACCACCCGCCACCACCCAUCACCGCACGCCACCGUCCGUCAUCUCCAGUCACCGCCCACCGCCGAUCACCGCGCGUCACUGCCCAUCACUGCUCGUCACCGCACCGCCUGCCAGCGCCCGCCACCGCUCGCACCGCCCUUCACCGCCAGCCACUGCCCGUCACCUCCCAUCACCUCCAGCCACCACCUGGCACAGCCCGUCACUGCCCACCACCCAUAACGCUCCCCUGCCCAUCACCGCCCAUCACCGUCCGUCUCUACCCGUCACCGCCCGUCACUACCCGUCAUCGCCGAUCACUGCCCCCCUGCCCAUCACCGCCCAUCACAGCCCACUGCCUAUCACCGGCCCCUUCCCGUCACCACCCGGCACUGCGCUCCACCGCCCGUCACCGCCUGUCACCAUCCAUCACCGCCCACCACCCAUCACCGCCCCGGCACCCGUCACCACCAGCCACCGCCCGUCACCGCCCACUGCCCAUCACCCCCCCUGCUGGUCACCGCCACUGCCUGUCAUCGCCGGUCACCGCACGUCACCGCCGAGUGUGUGACCCCAUGGCCGAGUGAUUGACCUCAUGGCCGAGUGAAUGACCGCAUGGCCGAGUGAAUGACCGCAUGUUUGAGUGAAUGACGGCAUGGCCGAGUGAAUGACCCUGUGGCCUAGGUGACGCUCCUCUGCGGCCUGGCGGCAUGCAGAGUACUGUGACGUGAGGCAAGCUUAGGGGUUUUAGGCCCUAAGUUACAAGGGGAGCCAAGGGAGGGGGUUUGAGACCCCUCGUUAGAAGGUGAGGCAAGGGAGGGGGUGUCAAAUCCCGAAUGUAAGUUGAGUGGGAAGGAUGGGUUUCACUCCCGAGUAGGAAAGGUGGGCUACAUAUCCCGAGUACAAGUUGAGUCGGAAUGGUGGGCUUUAUACCCCAAAAUGUAAGCUGAGUGGGAUGGGUGCGUCUUGAACGCCACUGAUAAGGUUGGCUGCAAGGUGAGGGAGGGGUCCUUGGGAUCCUGGGCGUACCAUGUGCGUGUCUCGUGACUCGUGCCUCCUGCCCUGUGCCCCGUGCCCCAUGCCUCGUGCCUUGUGCCGCGUGUUGUGUGCCUCGUGCCUCGUACCUCGUGCCUCACUUGGCAGUUGUUGAGUCGGCUAAAAAACAGACUCAUUACACAUGUGCGCGCCUCGUGCCUUGUGACGCACUUGGCAGUGAAACGCAAGGGGUUCUCUGGCUGCCAAGGAGAAACUCUUUCGUUUUGCUGCCAAUGGGCUGAGGCUGCACUGCACGCCUUUGAGUCGACUCAAAAGCAAGGGGUUCCGUGGGCGCAGUUGCUAAGAGGCUGAGGCUGGACGCCACUCCUGCGGCUGAGGGUUGAGGGGGUGGUGGCGGUGAGGGCGAGUUGGCUGUGUGUGGGGCAGGGCAGCGAAUGACGAAGCUGCAUGGAAGUGUCUGGUGCCACCCUGCCCUCGCACUGUACACCCCAAUCCAAAGGGGUUCAUUGUUUGCCGGCACACAUGGGCAGUUGGAAUGUGGUGCAGUCGGGGUGGGGGAUGGUGAGACGUGUCAGUGGGUUGCGGGUUGCGGUGCUGUAGUGACUCUGGAAUCACUCACACACACCCAUGUUAUGCCUUGUUUUCCCAAUCCGUCCGUGACCUUGUUUCAGGAUUGCAGUAGUGAUUGUUGUUGGAUUGAAUGACGUCAAUUAGUAUCUUCUGAGGUUUUACCAUGAUCGU